UUUUUGAUCCAAACGUAACCCUCUCUCUCUCUCUCUCUCUCUCGCUGUUUCUCUAUCUAUGCCUGUGAGUGUCUGCAACUAAUGUUCCCUUGGACGAUGGUUCUGCAAAAUCUUAAAGAAGAAAACAAGUGAACGCUAAAAAAUACAAACUCAUUUCCACAGUUGAACGCCCACUGAAGAGAAGAAAAAGAAAAGAAAAAGAAGGGGAAAGAAAACAGUUUCCACUUUCCAGAACCAUGGUUUUAAACAAGAAGAAAAAGGAAAGCCCUUUAGAUCUCUCUUUUCUUCCCUUUCUUCCAGAUCUCUCACCUUCACAAAACACUUCAAUAUAGGUUUUAAACGGUUUAAACGCAUUUGUCCAUGAAAGCAAGGUUUAGAGUGAUUUUUGGCACUUGGGUUCGCUUCAAAAUAGAGAAAUACCAUUGAUUUUAAAGAUCUUUCUGUCAACUCCAAGACCAUUGAUGCAUCGGUGGGAGGGUUAGUUUGGGUCCGGCGUCGAAACGGUUCGUGGUGGCCUGGCCGUAUUAUGGGUCUUGACGAGAUUUCGGAGGGUAGUUUGGUUUCUCCAAGAUCAGGCACUCCCGUUAAACUCCUCGGCCGAGAGGAUGCCAGCGUGGACUGGUAUAAUCUUGAAAAAUCUAAGAGGGUGAAGGCAUUUCGAUGUGGGGAAUAUGAUGAAUGUAUUGAGAAGGCCAAGGCAAAUGCAGCAAAUGGUAAUAAGAAAACAGUGAAAUAUGCUCGGAGGGAAGACGCCAUUCUCCAUGCCCUUGAAAUUGAGAAUGCUCGCCUGGGGAAGGAUCGUGUUGACUUCUUUUCUAGAACCAAUAAUUCAGGUGGUGAGCUUGGUAGUUCAGCCAAAGAAUUGCCUAGCAUGUCUGGUUCUGGCAAAGAAGAUGUGGAUAUGACAGAAGAGAGUGAUUCUGGUGAUAUUAAAGAUGAUUCAGAUUCAGGUUCAGGUUCAGCACCAGAAUUAUCUCAAUCUGGUAUAUCUUUUGAAGAGCCGAAUCAUCUUGGUGCUUCUAAGGUGCAAUCUGUACAGGAAAAGAGAAGAAGAACCCCAAAUGAUUCAGAGGAUGAUGGAACAGAAGGAAUUAAGCGUAUGAGAGGACUUGAGGAUCUUGGAAUUGUUGUAGGAGAUUCAAAUGCUGUAAAUUGCUUGUCAAAUGGCAGUCCUAUAAAUGGUUGCAAAGGUUACUCAUCCAUGAAAAGAAAGAGAUCACAAGUAGCAAAUGUUCAUGAAUUCUUGAAAAGAAAAAAUCGUCGCCGACCAUUGACAAAGGUAUUGGAGUGUACAGCAAUGGUGUCUGUUCCAGUUAUUUGUGACCAACUUCCUAAUUCAAGUGGCUCACCUCUUAAUGGGUUAUCUGACAGCAAGGUUUCUGGAAUAGAUUCUAAUGAGUGUAGAAAAAACAUUUCUGUUGUAGUUAAUAAUAACUCUGAAAGUACUGGAAUUUCUUGCGAUAAUGGUGCAUCUUUAAAUCCUAUUGAACAUGCUUAUGAUGCUUCCCACAUUAAUUCCAAGCUGAAAAAGGAGAGCGAUGUUCCUGUUGUAUCUGAGUUUGUUGAGAAUGAUUCUUCAGACAAGUUAUUUGAUGUGCCAUUCGUUGGGGAGGAAAAGCACUCUGCAGGUUUGUCUCCUAUGUUUGUGUCUUCCUUAGGAAGGCAUCAAGUUGGUGCAUUGGGGAGGCAUUCUAGUCAAAGUAGUCAAGCAGAGGCUGUAUCUCUGAGAAAUGAGGUACUCAAUGAAUCUGGUUCUACCAGUUCAGCAGCUACUCACGUGAAUAAUAUCAGUCAGAGGAUAGAGAAAGGUACUUCAAAGUGGCAGUUGAAAGGAAAGAGGAACUCAAGACAUAUCAAUAAAAAUAGAAAACAUGACAAGAGGAAAUACAUGGCCAUGGAUGAUGAGCCUCAUGCAUAUUUGGCAGGUAUAGAGCACUUGGAUGGAUUCUUUCCAAGUUCUGAUAAAAAAGUGGAUUGUGAUGGAACUAGAAGGUCCCUUGCGUCAUACAAUUGCAACUUGCAAAUGAAGUCCAAACGGAUUGCUGAUGACCAUGUAGAUGGGGUACGGGAUUGGAGCAAAUCUUUUUCUCACAGGGAAUCUCAUAUGAGAGGGGGAAUGAUGGAGGUGUCUUUGCCGCCUCAAAGAUCGCUUCCCUAUCGUCAAUCACGCUUUACAGUUAACUCCAGAUAUCAGGCAUCAGAUUUUCCUGGCAGGAAUAUAACUGAUUCUAAACUUUAUGAUGUUAAGCUUGAGGUCAACGCAAAUUACCAGCCACAGAAUGUUCCAUUGGUCUCCCUUAUGAGUAAAUUGAAUGGUAAAGCCAUUGUUGGUCGUCCUUUAACAGUUGAAGUUUUGGAUGAUGGCUACUGCGAUCUUAUUAUGAGUAGCAAUGAAUGUGAUCCAACUCAUGCACCUGCUCUGGAAGCUGCUGAACUGAGGCAUGCGGCUAUGCAAAAUUCAGAAUCUGGAAGGAUUACUGCUAAGCAUAUGACAAUGCAACCGCAUUUUUCACCAAGUAAAUCACCCAAGAGGAAAUGUGGGCUUUUGUCUAAAAAGAUCAGAAAACUAUCUUCAUUGACUGGUAAUAAAGAGGAAGAAAGGAAACCAGUGGUAGAGAAACUAAAGGGUCCUGUUAUAGCUUGUAUCCCGCUUAAAUUAGUGUUCAGUAGGAUAAAUGAGGCAGUGAAUGGUUCAGCACGACAAACACACCGUGCCUUAACAUAAUUAACUCAUGAAUUUGGUUCUUGGAAAACACUUGCAGAAAGUGGAAUUCUACCCUCAUAUUUGGUUUAUUGGUGUUUUGGGAAUGUUGUUUGACAUAGGGAUUCUCAGCUUAUUCAAACCAUGCUUGGUCUGUUGCAGCAGGUAGUGUGCCGUGAAGGUAGAAUCCUUCUGUAUAAUUCCAUGGCCAAUUCAUUGUUGUAGAAAAGGAGGUCUAGGAGUAAGAGGGAUGGAGGCUUUCUUUGGCAUUGUAUAUAUGUAACAUUAGUUGAGGUGUAAAGAUGUUGAUCUGGUAUUGGGUACUAGUGGCCUGAUAUUAGGUUUAAUUUAUGAAUUCAGGCUGGUUCAGGGGGCUAUGGCUAAUAGCUUAAUUUUCAGUGGCUUGUUUGGGACAUGAGGAGCAAUUUAUUCCAAGCCACCUUUUGCUUCAAUUGUUUUAUUGCUUGAAAUCCUAAUAGAAUCCUUCCAAUUGCAGCUGGCA
Messenger RNA from Hevea brasiliensis (rubber tree), 3203 nucleotides. RefSeq lists its product as uncharacterized. NCBI's taxonomy places the organism in Eukaryota, Viridiplantae, Streptophyta, Magnoliopsida, Malpighiales, Euphorbiaceae. The coding region runs from base 527 to 2725 and encodes 732 amino acids. The record is from RefSeq and is a predicted model, not a curated record. The transcript is spliced from 5 exons.